AUGGUACCCCUGCUCAGCCUGAUCCUGGUGACCCUGGUGGGCCUUCCUCUGGCCCAGGCCCUGGACUGCCAUGUCUGUGCCUACAAUGGUGAGAACUGCUUUAACCCCAUGCGUUGCCCAUCCAUGGUCUCCUAUUGCAUGACCACACGAACCUACUACACCCCGUACAGGAUGAAGGUGAGCAAGUCCUGCGUGCCCAGCUGCUUUGAGACUGUCUACGAUGGCUACUCCAAGCAUGCCUCCACCACUGUCUGCUGCCAGUAUGACCUCUGCAACGGAGCUGGCCUUGCGGCCCCCACUGCACUAACCGCUGCACUGGUGGUCACCCUCUGGGGUCUGCUGUAA
Chrysochloris asiatica (Cape golden mole) is the source of this 345-nucleotide messenger RNA. RefSeq names its product Ly6/neurotoxin 1 (gene LYNX1). The transcript has 3 exons. The coding region runs from base 1 to 345 and encodes 114 amino acids. Lineage: Eukaryota; Metazoa; Chordata; Mammalia; Afrosoricida; Chrysochloridae. The record is from RefSeq and is a predicted model, not a curated record.